Messenger RNA from Leptosomus discolor (cuckoo roller), 1011 nucleotides. The record is from RefSeq and is a predicted model, not a curated record. Lineage: Eukaryota; Metazoa; Chordata; Aves; Leptosomiformes; Leptosomidae.
CCUGAAGAAGACCAAAAGCUGAUUUAUUCUGGGAAGCUGCUGCUUGAUCAUCAUUGUCUGAAAGAGCUGCUGCCAAAGCAUGGGGAGGUGCAUGCUCUUCAUCUGGUAUACAACUUCAGGACUCCUGCAAAUGUGCAAGACACCACUGCAGAGGUUAAAGCUGAUCAGCUAGGGUUAAUGUCAGAAGCUAGUCAAGAACCAUCUGGAUCUUCCUCAAAUGAUGAAAGACUGAGAUGCUCUUCUGGUGGCCAGUCUUCAGCAGAAACCAGUAAUGGGCUGGAAACAACUCAGGGUCCCUUCCAAAGUGUGGCUUCUGGCUUCUCUGCUUAUACAACCUACAGCAUGCUGCAGAUGUCCUGGUUUCAGCAGGUUUAUGCAAGACAAUACUACAUGCAAUACUUGGCUUCUACUGCUGCAUCUACUGACCCAUCCCACGCACAACGUUCUCAGGAGAUACCAGUGGCACCAGUGACACCUCCAGCUCCUCUCCCAGACCCAUUUCCUGCACAAAAUCAGCCUGGAAACCAGGAUGCUGCUGCCCAGGUUAACGCAGUGGCCAACCGGAACUUGCGGAUGAAUGCCCAAGGGGGUCCCCUCAUGGAGGAAGAGGAGGAGGGUGGCAAUCGAGAUUGGCUGGACUGGCUCUACUCAGCAACACUCUUCUAUGUUUUUGUCAACAUUGUCUAUUUCUACUCCAGUGUCAGCAGAUUCUUCCUGGUCAUGGGUGGCACUUUUCUGAUGUAUCUGCAUCAGGUUGGAUGGCUUCCAUUUAGACAAAGACCAGUUCCAGGCAAUGUUCCUCCUCAAGCUGCUAUAAACCAGGACCAGAACAAUAACUUACAGGGGGCAAAUGGAGGCAGAGCAGAUGAAUCCGAGGCGUCUCCUGAUGAGGGACAAGUUUUACAAGAACUGCAGCAGGCUAACCCUUCAUUUAUGAGCACAGCAUGGGUUUUUUUCAAGACUUUCUUUGCAUCUCUUCUUCCGGAAGGGCCCAGAGUGACCCGCAACUGA